AUGGGUGAUGCCAAGGAGGAAGUUGCGUCGUAUUCUGGCGUCACGUUGGAGGAUGAGGUUUUGAGAUUUGAAGUUUCUGAUGGUGAAGGAGAAGGUGUUGGUUGCGUUUGCGUGGGUGAGGAGCAGCAGGAGGAGGGAGAGGACAAUAGAGAAGUUGAAGGAAGCCAUGGCUUUGAUGCUUGGUUGAAGUGUGAUUGA
This is a messenger RNA of Sphenostylis stenocarpa, 198 nucleotides long. The record is from the annotation of a GenBank genome assembly. NCBI's taxonomy places the organism in Eukaryota, Viridiplantae, Streptophyta, Magnoliopsida, Fabales, Fabaceae.